Syngnathus typhle (broad-nosed pipefish) is the source of this 2881-nucleotide messenger RNA. It is a transcript of the gene nol4la, whose product is annotated as nucleolar protein 4-like a. The transcript has 11 exons. Bases 281 to 2344 code for a protein of 687 amino acids. The record is from RefSeq and is a predicted model, not a curated record. NCBI's taxonomy places the organism in Eukaryota, Metazoa, Chordata, Actinopteri, Syngnathiformes, Syngnathidae.
CAGCUCAUGAUUUGAGGAAGUGACAUUUUAUCACCGCUGCGGUCCGGACAGCGGCUGCAAACAGGUGUGCUGUCGUCUGUCCGGCCCGUGUCACUCACGUCUCGGAAGCCGAACCGGGCCACGUCGGACGUGGGACGGCGGCGCUGGCGGCAGGGCGGGCGGUGGGGAGGAGGAGGAAGCCGCUCAAGUGAGCUCUUUAUUAGCCGGGCUGUUGGAUCCAGACGUGGAAGAGGAGAGAGAGAGAGGGAGAGGGAGCGAGAAGGGGGAGCGAGGGCGAGCAAUGGCAACGAAGAAGGCGGCGUGCGUGGAUGCGCCCAAAAGGAGCCGGAGUCGGAGUCCGGUCGCGUUGGAGGCGGAGAUGUUCAGUGAAUUUCAGGACUGGUGCCUCCGCACUUAUGGAGACUCUGGCAAAACAAAGACCGUCACCCGGCGGAAAUACAACAAAAUCAUGCAGACCUUAUUGCAAAACGACGAGUCGGAUGGUGUGUACGUGGACAACAGCCACAUUAACGCCAAAUUCAAAUUCUGGGUCAAGUCCAAAGGAUUUCAGGUGGGGACCAACGUUUUGGGAGAGCACAACAAGAAAGGAGCUGCGGCGAAGCCCGUGCUGUACGUCCCGGUCAAGUCAACGUGUGCGGACGGCAAUUCAGCUCAGGACAACUCGUCUCUGAAGCGCGUGGCUGUAGUGGAAGACUUCUUUGACAUCAUCUACGCCAUGCAUGUGGAGAUUGGCGCCGACCCUGGCCGGGCCCCCAAACACGCGGGCCAAAAGAAAACCUACAAAGCGAUAGCGGAGACCUACGCCUUCCUGCCUCGAGAGGCGGUGACUCGCUUUCUAAUGAGCUGUGGCGAGUGUCAGAAGAGGAUGCACAUCAACCCCAGCACCGCAGAGUUCAAAGAAAAUGACCGUCCAACCUCGCUGGUCCCUGACCUGAUUGACUAUAACAUGCCCCUGACUGCCACCUACUUGAAGCAAAUGAAGUUGCAGUGCAUGACUGCCACCGAGAGGGAUGACUCGUCGGUGAGCAGCGAGGAGAUGAACGGCGCCGAGCCCGCUUGGGCGGCAGCUGACCGGCCGCCAGCGCCUGAGCCCGGGACUCCGAACGGAGCGAGGCUCAGCAACCCCGCAGCCUCCGUCAAGGAAGAUGACGCAGACGACGACUCCUCAGAGAGCAGCAACGGCAAUGGAAUGCCAGCCAUGACCUCGCCCGAGGUGCAGCCCGCGGGUACCAAUCCCCCGGAAGGCAGCGCCUCAUACGGCGAAGUGAUGGAGAACGGCGUGAGCGCUCCCUUGGACUUCAGCACCACUUUGUCUACAUCCUCCUCGGAUGAGCAGCAGCCCGUCAACCUGAGCGACCGACUGCUGCCCGCCGGGUGUUCGCCGCCAAACUCAUUCCCGACAGACCCGAACAGGAAGUACCCAAUCAAAACAGAAUAUGCCAAGUCGCCUCCAUACAGCUCAGGAAGCUACGACUCUGCGAAGACCGAAAUGAGCGCGUGCGCUGAGGACUUGACCUCCGGCCGCGCGCAGAUCAUCGAUGAUGACGACGACGAUCACGAUGAACACGAUGACAGCGAUAAGAUCAAUGACGCUGAGGGGAUGGACCCUGAGAGACUUAAAGCCUUCAAUAUGUUUGUGCGUCUGUUUGUGGAUGAGAAUCUGGACCGCAUGGUGCCCAUCUCUAAACAGCCCAAGGAGAAGAUCCAGGCCAUCAUGGAAUCAUGUGGCCGCCAGUUCCCUGAGUUCCAAGAGCGCUCUCGCAAGCGCAUUCGCACCUACCUCAAAUCUUGUCGCCGCAUGAAAAAAAGCGGUUUUGAGAUAAGACCAACCCCUCCUCACCUCACGUCUGCCAUGGCUGAGAACAUCCUCGCCGCCGCAUGCGAGAGCGAAACCAGAAACGCCGCCAAGAGGAUGAGGCUUGAUAUCUACCCAGCGGAAGAACCCGCCCUUGUUGACAAGUCCAGCACCAGGGAGCCCGCAUCCGUGGCCCCGUCGGGCUUUGUCAUCGCCAGCUCAACUUUUGCCCAAGACCAGCUCUACACCAACGGAGGCCUCAACUACAACCUGCGUGGCUACGGCACUGUCGCCGGCAACCAGCAGAAUGCUGGUGCAGCACAAACCAACGGUCCAACAGAUCUGAGCAUGAAGUCGGUGGUUGCGAACUCCUCUUCCUCCAGCUCAAACAGUCAUGGGCAGGGCGGCGGGGGUGGAGGGGCCUCGGCCCAACUCAGUCCCCCGGAAGUGACGGCGGUCAGGCAGCUCAUUGCAGGAUACAGAGAGUCAGCUGCCUUCCUGCUCCGCUCGGCCGACGAACUGGAGAACCUGAUUCUGCAGCAGAACUGAACACCCAACAGACCCAGCCCGCACUCGGCUUGUCCGUCCGUCCAUCCGUCUUCGUGUGUAAAUAUGUCACUCUGACAUACAAGUCUUGGCGAAGUUGGACAGAGGCACAAGCAAAGGGGAGUGGUUCUGCCAAGCACAGCAGGUCCUGUAAGGUACCUUGACUCAUCCCACAUGACUAUUUAUGCAUUUGCUUCCCUUUGACCUCAGUGCUCUGUCUUCUGUAGUCUCCCCGCUAAGUUUCUCUCUCCACCUCAGCCCCCAUUUGUCUCAGGAAGUGAUAAUGUGUGCAGAAAACAAAUCCAAUUGUCCAUCUAGUGCCAUUUCCCCCAACCUUCAAAGAGCCAAAGCUCAAGAAAAGUCCCCCGGCAAAACACCGAACAAACUCGUCACAAAGUAUUUCAAAUAAUGACUCCCAUUUAACAUGAGUGUGAUUGGCUAAAAGAUUUAUUUUUGUUUUGGUCAGUUCAGCAGAACAGUUAAUAGAUCACAUUUAUGGUGGAACGAGUUAUGAAAUGAUUUACCUUGAUCUUAUUUUCU